This is a messenger RNA of Hydatigera taeniaeformis, 489 nucleotides long. Lineage: Eukaryota; Metazoa; Platyhelminthes; Cestoda; Cyclophyllidea; Taeniidae. The record is from the annotation of a GenBank genome assembly.
CCAACGAAUGCCAUCGGAAGGUCCGGCAUUAAAAGCGCUUUAAUCACAGCGAGAGCAGAGCAUAGGGCUAUGUCAUCGAUUGGGACAGAAAUUACGAAUUUGGAGGAUCUGCGAGACCCCUCAGGCAUCUUUGCGCUGAUUGAAGUGGUGGGCAAGGGCACCUACGGAAAUGUCUACAAGGGCCGUCAUAAGCGCACAGGCCAACUGGCCGCCAUCAAGGUGAUGCCAAUCACUGAGGAGGACGAGGAAGAAAUCCUGCUGGAGAUUAACACUCUGCGUCGGCUCUCCAACCAUCGAAACAUCGCCACAUACUACGGUGCCUUUAUCAAGAAGGCCACUCCGAACGAUCACCUGUGGGUAAGUCUGCACUCUGCAGGAAAUUUUCAUCAAGACGAGGUAUCGAAGUCUUCCGCUCCACUCUCACUUUUCUUUUUUAAAUCAGCUCGUGAUGGAAUAUUGUGGGGCGGGUUCGGUGACGGAUUUGGUUAA